AUAAGUCUAUAUAAUAGUGCGAAGUACAAAUAAGCAACCAGCUGUGCUUGUCUGACAUUUGAUCAGUUGUUGUUUAGUUCUAAAAUAUGCGUUGUUCGCCUUCUUCGUAUCAUUCAAGUUUCAAGUUCACGGAAACUGAAAGUUAUUUUAUUAAAUUCAAAAUAAAAAAUUGAAUUGUAUAUUCGCCUCCUUCUUCAAAACAUCUGAUUGAUUAAUAUUGUAAAUCCAGCUUUGCAAACAAUUAUCUGAGCCUCAUACUUGAAUGAUUCUGUUGUCAAUAAAAUUGAUCAAUUUCAACAUCAGACAAAAUGAGCUGCCCCCGUGCUGAUCCUGUUGCUCUAAGCUUUAAUGAUACUCUCCUCCGAGUAUCCGACAUACAGCUCUUACAAGGCCCACACUGGUUAAAUGACCAAAUCCUCUCAUUCUACUACGAAUAUCUUGAAAGAUUAAAAUACAAAACCAAUAGUGAUCUGCUAUUUGUUUCGCCAGAAGUCACACAGUGUAUGAAGAUGAUGGACGACACGGAACUUGAAUCUCUUCUCGAACAACUUAAUGCUGAUAAAAAGCCUUUUAUAUUCUUUGCUCUCAACGAUAACGAAUCACAUCGUGCUGGUGGAACACAUUGGAGCUUAUUAGUAUUCUCAAGACCCGAACGAACAUUCUUCCAUUUUGAUUCAUUGGGAAAUUCAAAUCAAAGCACCAUGCAACAAUUUGUAAAUCGCAUCAAAGAUGCUUUGAAUUGUAGAAAUUGUCACAUGAAACCAAUCCGUUGUCUCCAACAGUCGAAUAGUUAUGACUGUGGUAUUCAUGUUCUCUGUAUGACGGAUAAUAUUGCCGACUACGUUAAUCGAUUCGAAUGCAUUGAUGGAGUAGGGCCAUUGCACCAUGACACGAUUAGUGCGAAGCGCGGUGAGCUCCUAAAGUUGAUUGCAUCUUUAGGCGGAAAAGUUUAGGAGUUUAAUUUUAAGUUAUCUGAAAUAUGAAAUGUCGUUAAACGACUCCAUUACUUGAAGAAGACAUUAAUUUAAUUUGAAUUAAUAUUUUAAAAACAUUAAUUACAUAUGUAUGAGUUUAAAUAUUGUCAUUAUUUUUUAAUGUUUUUGAAUUAUCAGAUAUACGAGUAUAUGUAAGGUUUUUCUUUUGGUCAGCUAAAUUCUAAAUAUAUAUUGAUACAUAAACAAGAAAAACUUCAGUUCCUUUCACUUAAAUUAUUCUUUUUAUACUCCAAAAGGUUGUGUUACUUUGCUUUCUUACUAUCAGAAAACCAAAUAAAAUAAAUCUGAUAAGAUUAUCCUUAAAAACAUUAAAUAUUUUCGAAUAUAAGAAUGAAACAACAACAACUUGUGUGUGCUACCACCAAGUUCAUAGGCUGGAGUUAUAGCUAUUUCACGGGGGCCAACCCGAUCAUCAGACUCCUUUAGUGGUGCUUAAUCGCUUUUUGUUCAAUUUAAUUUUUGAAGAACUUUUGCCCGAGCUGGGCUUGAACAAGCGAUCUAGCGUGUGAGGAGCUAGUGCACUACGCACUACGCCACCGCACCCACAUGAAAGUUGUAAGCCAAUUACAGGUUUUUUCGUUCUAUCGUACUAUACUGAACCGAUUAGCAUUUUUCUAAGCACACACAAGUAAUUGUUGUUGUUUUAUUCAGUUUCUUUCUAUUAUCUCCUCUCUUUUUCAUAAGCCAACGAUUUCGAUUGGAUUCGUAUGAGGAGGGAGAUGGGGCGAAAGAGUUGACACGGGUCAAGAUUUUUUAAUUUUUACAAUUUUAAGGAGGUUUUUGUAUGAAAUUUUAUACUCACAGUUUUAAGGCAGCUGCUUGCCGAAUUUAUAAUUAUUGAAUAUAAGAAUGAAACAACAACAACUUGUGUGUGCUACCACCAAGUUCAUAGGCUGGAGU
Molecule: messenger RNA, 1895 nt
Organism: Eupeodes corollae
Lineage: Eukaryota; Metazoa; Arthropoda; Insecta; Diptera; Syrphidae
Gene: Den1
Product: sentrin-specific protease 8
Exons: 2
Coding region: 309-953 (214 amino acids)
Biological process (GO): generation of precursor metabolites and energy; superoxide metabolic process; proteolysis
Cellular component (GO): endoplasmic reticulum
Molecular function (GO): heme binding; cysteine-type peptidase activity; deNEDDylase activity
Source: RefSeq, a predicted model, not a curated record